Scatophagus argus is the source of this 8600-nucleotide messenger RNA. It is a transcript of the gene sbf1, whose product is annotated as SET binding factor 1. NCBI's taxonomy places the organism in Eukaryota, Metazoa, Chordata, Actinopteri, Scatophagidae. Bases 161 to 5998 code for a protein of 1945 amino acids. The transcript has 43 exons. The record is from RefSeq and is a predicted model, not a curated record.
UCAGGGCAAGGCAAGACUGACAGUAUGGCGGCGGGGUGCAGCUGGAAGGAUGCUACUGUCGCCCGUGAUGUGUCUAUCGCCGGUAGGACGUAAAUGGACUAUUGACGGCAAAAACAGAAGAGGAUUUAGCGAGAAAGGGCUGUCGCCGUGAGCUCCAAAGAUGGCCAGGCUCGCCGACUACUUUUUAGUGGUCGGUUACGACCUCGACAAGCGAGUGGAGGGUGAAGGUCAAGGUCGCAUUCUCCAGCGGUUUCCUGAGAAAGACUGGGAGGACAGUGCGUUCCCACAAGGCAUAGAGCUGUUCUGUCAGCCCAGUGGUUGGCAGUUGGUUUCUGAGCAGCAGCCUGCCUCCUUCUUUGUAGCGGUUUUGACUGACAUCAACUCAGAGCGCCACUAUUGUGCCUGCUUCACCUUCUGGGAGGGCUUGGACAAAUCACAGCUGCAGAAGGCCGAGAACAGUGAGGCAGAUGAGGUGGAUGAGGAGCCGGCCGUCGUCCAGUCAGCUCAGGUCUUCGCCCCCAAGAGCCUGGUGCUGGUGUCCCGACUGGACUACACCGAUGUGUUCAGGAACUGUCUGGGUCUAAUCUACACCGUCCAUGUAGAUGCUCUGUCUGUCCCCUUGGAAACUGUGAUUGGAAAUCUUCUCACUUGUGUCAUCCCCAUUGCUGGAGGUUCCCAGAUAAAUGAGUCCCCAGUUUGUAGUUUAGACAAGGUUCCCCAGGCCCUGGCCUGUGACUGGCUGCUGGCCUGUCUCCAGCCCGGCCAGGAGGAAAGAGAGGAGAAUUUGAGGACUAUAACAUUAGGUGCUGGCGACCGGCAAGUGAUCCAGACCCCUAUCGAUGACUCACUUCCUGUCAGUGGCACCAGCGUGGCCCAGCUCUUCAGGCAGCUCGGUAUAGUGAACGUGUUGUAUCUGUUCUGCGCUGCCCUGACGGAACAUAAGAUCCUUUUCCUGUCCAGCAGCUACCAGAGAUUAACGGACGCCUGUCGAGGAUUGUUGGCCAUCAUGUUCCCCCUCAAAUACAGCUUCACUUACGUUCCCAUCCUGCCAGGGAAACUACUCGAGGUCCUGAGCACCCCCACCCCCUUCAUCAUCGGUGUCAAUUCAUUCUUUCGCUCAGAGACGCAAGAGCUGCUGGAUGUGAUCAUCGCCGACCUGGACGGUGGCACGGUGACCAUCCCCGAGUGCGUCCACAUCUCCCUGCUGCCCGAGCCGCUCCUACAGCAGACACAGACCGUGCUGUCUAUGGUUUUGGAUCCAGAGCUGGAAGUGGCCGAUCACGCCUUUCCUCCAACCUCCACGCAGCCCUCUGCACUCAAGAUCCAGGAUAAGGAGAUCCGAGCAGUUUUCCUGUGGCUGUUCGCUCGGCUCUUCCAGGGCUACCGCUGGUGUUUGCACAUCAUCCGCAUUCACCCAGAGCCAGUGAUCCGCUUCCAUAAGGCUGCCUUCCUGGGUCAGAGGGCGCUGACAGAGGAUGACUUCCUCAUGAAGGUGUUGGAUGGGAUGGCGUUUGCAGGCUUUGUAUCAGAGAGAGGACCUCCGUACAGAGUCACCGACCUGUUUGACGACCUGGUAGCCAAUCAUGUGGAGAGGAUACGACAAGAGGAGGCCUGUCCACACAAAGUCAUGAAUCAUGUCAAGGAGCUGGCUGAGAAGCUCUUCAAAAAUGAGAAUCCUUACCCAACUGUUGCGAUGCACAAAGUCACACGACCGUCAGAAAACAGCCAGAACACUGCCAAGAAUCGGAAGCCCUUCCCUUUGCUGGAUGAAGUCGCUGUGCAACUCUUCAUCGACCACGCCGCCGCCAAGCUCAAAACUGCGCCUCCUGUGGUCAAAGCAGAGCUCAAGGGCAUGGUGCCGUCUGGACCCCCACUGGGAGACAUCGUAGACAGGAACGGCAGCGUGAUGGCCAACAGCGCGCGCAGGCUGGAGGUGGUCAGGAACUGCAUCACAUACAUCUUUGAGAACAAGAUGCUGGAGGCCAAGAAGUUAAUGCCAGCUGUGUUGCGGGCGUUGAAGGGACGGGCAGCGCGGGUUUGUUUGACCCAAGAGCUCAAUCAGCACGUCCUGCAGAACCGAGCUGUGCUGGAUGACCAGCAGUUUGACUACGUUGUGCGAAUGAUGAACUGUACCCUGCAGGACUGUUCACAUAUCGACGAACACGGCAUUGCAGCUGCCCUCCUUCCGCUGGUCACAGCCUUCUGCAGAAAACUGGGGGCAGGCAUCACUCAGUUUGCCUACAGCUGUGUACAGGAGCACAUGGUGUGGACGACCAUGCAGUUCUGGGAGUCCAUGUUCUACAGCGACGUCCAGAACCACAUCAGAGCUCUGUACCUGGAGACAGUGGAGAGAGAGCAACAGAACCACUCUGAGCAGCAGGACGGGUCAGGCAGCGGGAGGGAAAUCAGCGCCUUGGAGCUGGCAUCGGAACAGAACCGGCUGUGGCCGACGCUCUGCAAGGAAAUGCAGGCAGAGCGCGUGCAGAAGGAGGAGAGCACGGUGUUCAGCCAGGCCAUCCACUACGCCAACAGGAUGAGUUACCUGCUGCUGCCGCUGGACACCAGCAAGAACCGUCUGCUGAGGAGCUCCGGCCUCGGAGAUGUGGAGAGCGUCAGCAACAGCUACGUCACCAACAGUAUUGCGGGCAGCAUGGCGGAAAGCUACGACACGGAGAGCGGCUUCGAAGAUGCCGAGAGCUCAGAUGUGGCUAACUCUGUGGUGCGCUUUAUUAACCGCUUCGUAGACAAAGUGUGUAACGAGAGCGGCGUGACCAACGAGCACCUGAAGGCUCUCCACACCAUGAUACCAGAUAUUGUUCAGAUGCACAUCGAGACAUUGGAUGCAGUCCACAGGGAGAGUAAGAGACUCCCUCCGAUCCAAAAGCCCAAGUUGCUGAGGCCUACGCUGUUAUCCGGUGAGGAGCUGGUGAUGGACGCCAUGCGUGUCCACCUGGUCCCCGACGGCCGCGAGGAGGCCACGGGGCUCAUGGGAGGUCCGCCUCUGCUCCCUGCUGAGGGUGCCAUCUUCCUCACCACCUACCGACUCAUCUUCAAGGGCACACCCACUGACCCUCUGGUGGGUGAGCAGGUGGUGACUCGCUCAUUCCCCAUUGCCUCCCUGACCAAGGAGAAGAGGAUCUCAGUCACUUUACCCAUGGACCAGUUCGUCCAGGAGGGGCUACAGCUUCGGUCCUGCACCUUCCAGCUGAUGAAGAUUGCGUUUGACGAGGAGGUCGCAUCAGACCUGGCUGAGGUCUUCAGGAAGCACCUGCACAAGCUGCGCUAUCCUCAGCACGUCCAGGGCACUUUUGCCUUCACUGUGGGUCAGUGCGGGAAGAUGAUAGUGGAGCACAAGACCAAGGACAAGAACCAGUCGCUCAAAACUCUUUCCAAAAACCUGGUGAAGAGCGCCAAGAGGACCAUCGGACGACAGUAUGUGACCAGGAAGAAGUAUUCUCCCCCCACGUGGGAGAACAGGAGCAGCAUCCAGUCGGAGUUGGAUGAAGAUGAAAUCUCAGUUUCAGAGGAAGUGGACCAGAGCUCCCUCACCUUGUCCUCCACCAUCCGCUCAUCUGACAGACAGACCAUGAGCAACGUUGUGGAGCGUGCUUGUUGCCGUGACUACCAACGUCUCGGUCUGGGCACGCUCAGCAACAGUCUGACGCGUUCUAAGAAUGAGCCUUUCAGGAUUUCGACUGUCAACCGUAUGUACACCGUGUGCAGGAGCUAUCCCGGCCUGCUCAUUGUGCCUCAGAGCAUCCCAGACACGACCAUCCAGAGAAUUUCCCGUUGCUACCGACAGAAUCGCUUCCCAGUGGUGUGCUGGAGGAAUUCGCGAACCAAGGCCGUCCUCCUGCGGUCCGCGGGCCUCCAUGCCAAGGGCGUGGUGGGCUUCUUCAAGUCUCCGAACGCCCCUGCUGCAGUGCCCUCCCAGGCAGACUCCACCAGUCUUGAGCAGGAGAAAUACCUGCAGGCCAUCAUCAGCUCCAUGCCUUCUUACAGUGAGAGCAGCGGCAGGAACACGCUCAGCGGCUUCACCUCCACACACAUGAGCACCUCAGACUCCUCAGAUAAGCUGAGGCAGCCCAAGAUCGGUGCUCUGAUGAAGCAGGUGAUGGGCACCAAGGAGGACGUUCCUGGAACCUUCAGUAGAGGAGCUCUGGGUCAAAGGGCGAAAGUCAUCUCCCUCUCUCAGCCCAAAGUGUCUGGCAAGGCCAGGAACCCUCCUAGAGGUAAAUGGGGCAGUAUUCGAGGCAGCGGGCGUCUAAGUGCCUACAAUCCAGAUGUGGGAACACGUCUGGCAGGAAAAGAGUCUCCGCAGCCCAACGGAGGGCCAAGCGAGGCGCUGUUUCUCCGCCAGCAGAAGGCCUACCUCUACAUCAUUGGAGACAAGACCCAGCUGAAGGGAGGGAAGCAGGACUCGUUCCAGCAGUGGGAGGUGGUUCCCAUCGAGGUGUGUGACAUGCGGCAGGUGAAGAAUAGCUUCAAGAAGCUGAUGAAGGCCUGCGUGCCAAGCACCCCGACCACUGAACCCAGCACGAGCUUCCUGCGAUGCCUGGAGGACUCCGAGUGGAUGGCUCUGCUACACCGGGUGCUGCAGGUGUCUGUCCUGGUGGUGGAGCUUCUGGAUAUGGGCUCGUCUGUUAUGGUGAGCCUGGAGGACGGCUGGGACAUCACGACGCAGGUGGUGUCCCUGGUGCAGCUGCUGUCUGAUCCGUACUACCGAACCUUUGACGGCUUCCGGCUGCUGGUGGAGAAGGAGUGGCUGUCGUUUGGCCACAGAUUCAGCCACCGCGGGGCGCAGACGCUGGGCAGCCAAAGCAGCGGCUUCACCCCCGUCUUCCUGCAGUUCCUCGACUGCGUGCACCAGAUCCACCUCCAGUUCCCCAUGGAGUUCGAGUUCAGCCAGUACUACCUGAAGUUCUUGGCCUAUCACUAUGUGUCCAACCGCUUCCGCACCUUCCUGCUUGACUCGGACUACGAACGCAUAGAGCUGGGAGUGCUGUAUGAGGAGAAAGGUGAGAGGAAAAGCCCCCAGGUGUGUAAGUCUGUGUGGGACUACAUCGACAGACUCAGCAAGAAAACUCCUAUCUUCUACAACUACAUGUUCUCGCCUGAAGACGAGGAGGUGCUGCGGCCAUACACCUUCAUCUCUAACCUUAAAGUGUGGGACUUCUACACGGAGGAGACCCUGUCAGAGGGACCCUCCUUCGACUGGGAGCUGAGGGGUCGGCAGGAGCGCGUGGUGGAGGAGACGCCAGAGAAACCCGACACCAGCGGUCCCAAGUCGCAACGACGCAUCGUGUGGCCGUGCUACGACAGCCUUAGCAAGACGGUGCCCGACGCCAUCACCAAGCUGCUGCACGACCUGCAGAAUCUGGAGGCCGAGCUCGGCCAGACGUCGGAGAAGUGGAAGGACACGUGGGAUAAAAUCAAGACCACACAGAGGACCGAGACCAAACUGGAAAGCAAGCCGUCGUUCUCCAGCUCCUUAUUAAUGUCGUCCAACCUGAGCCACCAGCGCCGUUCUCAGGGCGUCUACCUGCAGGAGAGCGGCGUGGGCUCCUCCAUCAACCUGGCUCUAGAAUGCGAGGCCAGCGCCACCUCCACGCCUGUUGCCGGUCGGACCAGCACCAGCACGCUCUAUAGCCAGUUCCAGAGCACGGAGAGUGAGAACAGGAGUUUUGAAGGAAUCUUGUUUAAGAAAGGGGCGUUGUUGAAACCAUGGAAACCACGGUGGUUCGUCCUGGACAAGACCAAACAUCAGCUGAGAUACUACGAGAGCAGGCAGGACAAGGAGUGUAAAGGUGUGAUUGAGCUGGCCGAGGUGGAGUCCGUCACUCCAGGAACGCCUACCAUUGGAGCGCCGAAAAACAUCGAUGAGAAAGCCUUCUUUGAUCUCAAGACGACCAAACGAGUGUACAACUUCUGUGCCCAGGACAGCCUGAAUGCACAGCUGUGGAUGGACAGUGUUCAGAGCUGCCUGUCAGACGCCUAGUCAGGAGGCAGGACUCUUUAAAGAGCAAUGCAAACAGGAACGAAUGAGCAGUUGCUUUGGCACCUGAUGGACGUCUGUGCUGACCAAUCCCGGCGAAAGAGGGCGGAGACAAGGGGGCCUUUCACCGAUUAAGCUCUGUUCUGUUCGCUAGUGUUGAACUAAUAACCUUGUGUCACAACGUUUGUGUUUUUUCUUAUAAAAACAAGAAAAAGAAAAAAAAAAAAAACAAAAAACUGUCCCCGAAGAACCACUGGCUGUCAUCUCACAGAGCAGCUGCAGCCUCUCGCCUCCCACCCCGACAACCUGACCACUAUGUGCGCUGGAUGUUUGUAUGCACAAAAAACAAUGCGUAUUAAAGCAUGUCGUUGCAAGUCUGCAAGGCGUCCUGCUGCUCGUACCAGCAUGAAGAUCUUUCCAGACCCUCCACCUGUAAGCCACAAACCUGAUCUCCCUCUUACUAACCCCACUCGCCUUCUAUGACACUCCGGGGAGGAAUGACGGAGGAGCCACUUAUGUACAGGACUCGGCUGGUGGUUUGAUGGACCAAAACAACUCUGAGGAGCACACGUGCUGACAAACGCUCUUCCUUCCGGUCCUCGGAGGACUCUUUGCCCCUCACUGCCUGAUGUAGCCCGUUCACAAUCAUCGCUUGGACUGGAAGUUGAGUGUUUUGUUUAAGCCGGGAUGGGAGGGGGCAGGAGGUCAACGGUUCAUGAAGGAUUUCCUUUUCUUUUUUUUUUUGUUUUGUUUUCCGAAAUCUCAAAUUCGUACCAGAAAGAGAUCAAUUCUCAUCACCGGUCCUCAGCGGGUGAUGGUGAUAUACUGUGAAAGACAUAAAGCAGUCGUAGAGAUCAAACCAGGAGAGCCGGUCUGGAGAGACUGGAGCCCGUCAGGUAUUGAGUGUGUCGGUGAACUUUCACUGAGAGUGUUUACAUAGUAGAUAAAAGUUCCCUCACUAAGCUGAACUCUGCUCUUCACCUGUGUGUUUUUAAAUCUGUACAACCACUAUUAACAUUCAGAUUUUUAAGGGAUGCUGAAGGAAAAAAAGGAGGGAUUUCAUUUUCUAGUGACGUCUUAAAAACAAUCUAUAGGAGGACAUCUGGAAGGUAGGAGAAUAAGAGGAAGGGAUACUGAUGAACAGAGUGAUAUUAUGGUCUGCUUUGGAGAGACUGCAGUUGUUAGGGACGGGCAGUGACUCGCCACAGUGCUCAAAGUGCAGGAAGCUGGAUAUUUGUUGAAAGAAAUUGAAGGUAUUUUUCAGCUUGUGCUCCAUAAAAGUGUCCAUCACGAUGCUGUUGCAUUCACCACCUCCACACUCAGUAAUAACUGUGUGUAUAAAAAUCAUUUCAGUUGCUCGCCUCCAACUCCGACUGAAAGCAAACACAAACAUUAGACCUUAAGUUAGCUACUGUAGCUAACUGCAAGGUAGUUUAGUAAGCCGGCGUGAUGAGCAAGCAUGCUAUACAGUCUAACUUUGUGCUUAGCUAGCUAGCAUAGUCCGCAUUCAUUGGAAUACCAAUCAUUUAUUGCUUACUGUUUCAUAUAUAGCGAAAUUCAACGGGUAACAGAGGUAAGUGGAUACUACAAAAAGAGGACAAUGACAGAAAGAAACCUCUUGCUUGCUACUGCUUCCCAAGUCUCAAACAAACAAACAACUUUUUGGUUCCAUGCUGCUUACCCAGAUAUAUCGUCGUCGUCUGGAAAAUCUGGGUCCUUUGAAUACAUGUUUUAAAAAGCAAUAUGUUGUGUUUCUCGUGCUUUUACAAAUGGAUGUUGUGAUUGCAAAUGCAUCUUGAGUCAUUUUCAGAAUGGCCACAAUUAUGGAAAUAAGAAAAAUACCCAUGCUGGGACUGGGAAAGUCUGCCAAACGUCUGAGAGCUGGUCACAUACGUACAAGGUUCACUCUGUGGCAGAUGUGAUCCGAUGCAUGGACAGUUUAAGUUUAGCUGCCGUUACCUUCAGCGCUGAAGCAUGUACAUGGACGAGUCUGCAUCUGUUAGUUAGGGAGAAUCAGUACGUUUAGCCGGGGUUUCAAAACAUCAACCCUUUUCUUUGGUUUUUUUAAUUUUCAGACUGCCACCCCACCCCUCCUCUAUUCACUCUUCUCCUCCACCUCCAUGCACACACCACUCUGACCCACACACUUGUUAACACAAACCCUGCUAUGUAAAAUAAGGUUCUACUGCUGUCUUUGUUGAACAUAAAAUUUGAAAUUGUAGAUUUUUUUUUUUUGUGUCUAAUAACUCCUUUGUAUAUACUACUCCAGAUUUGUAUGUAACGUUUAUGGUAGUAAUUUAUUUAACUUGUCUCCUCAGUAAGAAAGUUCCUCAAGCACCACUUUAUUUUUAAAUUAGGAAUUCAAUGUGCCAUUUGUUUAUUUCUGUAUUAAUGUGACUAAUGAUUUUUUUUUUCUUUUUUUGUAAACAUGGUUGUCCUUACUCAAUAUCAACUGUUAAUGCAAGAGUGGAAAAGGUGUGUUAGCGGAAGGGGAAGCCUCUGGGCUGGUUUUUAAAGGCUGGUUGGACUUAAAUGUGUUGCUCGCCCACAGUGGUGGGAUGUUCUGGACGGAGGUUCCAGUCACAAUAAAUUUCAAACAUAUGAA